CCGGCAGCGGCGGCGGAGGCGGCACCGGGGCUCAGCGCAGCGGAGCUGAUGUCCAUGAGGAGCCCCACCUCUCCACCCCCGGAGCUGGAUGGAGCGGGCGCCAUGGUGAACUGCGCCGUCAAGACCGAGGAGAAGAAGGAGGGCGGCCCCGAGACCCCCCCGGGGGCUGCCCCCAGCGCCGAGCCCCGGCCCCACGACCCCCCAGGGCCACCUGCCAGGGAUGGCACCGACCCCCAGGCCCUGCCACAGGAAUCCCGCUCUCCCGCCGGGGAUGUCCCCGAGCCCCGGCACUCCGCCUUUGAUCCGGCUGGGAGCGGCCAGGAGAAGCUGGACUUCAACAGGAACCUCAAGGAAGUGAUGCCAACCAUCGAGAAGCUGCUGGCCAGUGACUGGAAGGAGCGGCUGCUGGGCCGGAACACGGCUGAAUCCAAGGAAGUGAAAGGAACGCAGGAGAGCCUGGCAGAGAAGGAGCUGCAGCUGCUGGUGAUGAUCAACCAGCUGUCCACGCUGCGGGACCAGCUGCUGACGGCGCACUCGGAGCAGAAGAACAUGGCCACCAUGCUCUUCGAGAAGCAGCAGCAGCAGAUGGAGCUGGCACGGCAGCAGCAGGAGCAGAUUGCCAAGCAGCAGCAGCAGCUCAUCCAGCAGCAGCACAAGAUCAACCUCCUCCAGCAGCAGAUCCAGCAGGUCAACAUGCCCUACGUGAUGAUCCCCGCCUUCACCCCCGGCCACCAGCCCCUGCCGGUGACCCCCGAGUCCCAGCUGGCGCUGCCCCUCCAGCCCAUCCCCUGCAAACCGGUGGAUUACCCGGUGCAGCUCCUGCACAGCCCCCCUCCUGCCACGCUCAAGAGACCCGCGGGCCCGGGACACCUCCAGAUGCAGGAGACCUCGCAGCCGCUGAACCUGACGGCCAAGCCCAAAGGCUCCGAGCUGCCCAGCGCCUCCAGUUCCCCCGGUUUGAAGCUGAGCGGCUGCCAGGCCCUGCCGCCGAGCCACGGGGCCAGCAGGGAGCUGCAGAGCAGCCCCUCCAACCUGCCGCUGGGAUUCCUGGGAGAGGGCGAUGCCAUCACCAAAGCCAUCCACGACGCGCGGCAGCUGCUGCGCGGCCACGGCGCCACCAUGGAGGGGUCACUGAGCAGCCCCUACCGCAAGGAGCCCGUUGGGAUUGACUCGUCCCCGGUGAAGGAGAGGAUGGAGGAGACCCCCGGCCACCGGCUGGACGAGGCUCUGCUGAGCUGCGAGAUGGAUGGCUCCCGGCACUUCCCGGAGUCCAGGAACAACAACCACAUCAAGCGGCCCAUGAACGCCUUCAUGGUGUGGGCCAAGGACGAGCGCAGGAAGAUCCUGCAGGCCUUCCCAGACAUGCACAACUCCAGCAUCAGCAAGAUCCUGGGCUCCCGCUGGAAAUCCAUGUCCAACCAGGAGAAGCAGCCCUACUACGAGGAGCAGGCGCGGCUGAGCCGGCAGCACCUGGAGAAGUACCCGGACUACAAAUACAAACCGCGGCCCAAGCGCACCUGCAUCGUGGAGGGCAAGCGGCUGCGCGUGGGGGAGUACAAGGCUCUGAUGAGGAACCGGCGCCAGGACGCCAGGCAGGGCUACUUGAUAGGGCCGCAGGGCACCCAGGUGCCCCCCAGCUCGUCGGACGUGCUGUACCCGCGGCCGGUGGGCGUGCAGCUGCCCCCGCCCCUCCUGGAGCAUUACCUGCCCCGCGGCGUGGACCCCACCAUGCCCGUCAUCGUCAACACCCGCAGCCUCAAGGACGGCGACGCCGGGGACAGCGGGCACUCGGUGCCCGAGGGGGACAUGUACCGCUACAGCGAGGACGAGGACUCGGAGGGCGAGGACAAGAGCGACGGCGAGCUGGUGGUGCUGACGGACUGAGGGACACAGGGGGACGGAGGAAGGGGUGGCAGGGCUGGCUGCUACCAGCAGCAGGGCACAGCGUGUCCUGGUGGGGUGGCACUCGGCCACGCGGAGCUGCCCACCUGUAGAAGGGUGCCACGAGGGUGGGCACCUGGGAUUUUGAGUGGCAAGGACGGGCUUGGCCUUGCUUUGGUGGUGCGUGGAGCUGAGGCCAGCGAGCCUGGAGAUUUGGUGGCGCUGUGGCUGCUGCGCUGUCACCCCUGAGGGGACCUGAGGCUCUCGGGCUGGAGGGAACCUCCAGAGCAUCUCCAGCCCUGCAGCACCUGCAGCGGGUCCUGGAGAGCCUCACCUGCUGCGCUGCUGGGCACGGG
This is a messenger RNA of Camarhynchus parvulus, 2237 nucleotides long. It is a transcript of the gene SOX13, whose product is annotated as SRY-box transcription factor 13. Gene Ontology annotation, molecular function: RNA polymerase II cis-regulatory region sequence-specific DNA binding; DNA-binding transcription factor activity, RNA polymerase II-specific. Gene Ontology annotation, biological process: cell fate commitment; regulation of transcription by RNA polymerase II. The transcript is spliced from 14 exons. NCBI's taxonomy places the organism in Eukaryota, Metazoa, Chordata, Aves, Passeriformes, Thraupidae. Gene Ontology annotation, cellular component: nucleus. The record is from RefSeq and is a predicted model, not a curated record. Bases 49 to 1884 code for a protein of 611 amino acids.